AAAAAUCCUGCUAGUCGAAAUCGAUACAAAUUGAAUGACCCUGCAUCUUUGUACGUGCGCUGGAAACAAAGCCAUUGGAAUGACGUCCCUUCAAUCAAUUGUGCUUUUUCUGUGGUUGAGUACAUUGUGCAUAGCCCAGAAAAAUUUCAUAAACCACACGAAGGGCUAUUGCAUCUGGUAUGAUCAGUGUACCACUGGCGAUAAACCACUCAACUGCUUCUAUAACGGACCAGCUAAAAAUUUAACCGAUCCAGAAGGCGUGCAGAUACUGAACAGUUUAUGUCCAGAAUUAAGGGGUCAACAUACUUGCUGUUCGACCGAACAGCUGGUGGCGUUGGAUGAGAACUUGCAAACGAUGCUGGAGCUUACCAAUCGUUGUCCUGCCUGCUGGAACAACAUUAGGAGGUUGUACUGUCAGCUGACAUGCAGUCAAGAUCAGUCGCUUUUCACGAAUCCCAAUCUUGUCAUCCCAGUGUCUGAGGGGAGAGAAGCCGUUGUCAGGGUGGAGUACUUUGUAUCACCCCAAUUCAAACAAGGUCUGUUCGAGUCCUGCAAGGACCUAACCCUUGAGGGGUACACGAACUUAAAAUUGUUCUGUGGUACGAUAGGGUCAGAUGAGAAGCCUGAGUGUACCCCAGAAAGUAUGAUCCGUUACAUGCAAAGCACGGAAAGCGGACUGGCACCAUACGCUUUUGAUAUCUACUUCCCUGACAUAUUACCAAGAAACCUGUCGUGGAUGAACGAAACUACUUUCAAAUGCAACAAGCCUUUUAUCGAUCCGCAAUCGAACAAGACAGCAAACGUUUGUACCUGUCAAGACUGUGUCGGCUCCUGUCCGAGGCGAUUAGAACAGUUGAUCAUAACAUCCACGCACCCCACUCCGACAGGGUAUCACAGGUAUGGAGACGGCAAGUGGAUUCCUUUUGGGCCAAUGUUUCACUUGGAACUCUUAAAUCAGGCCCUAGAUCUUCAAAAUGCUAUCACGAACUUAAAAGUGCCAUUUGGGGAUUCCAGCGUUACCUUCGCGGACAUUUGCUUUAAACCGAUGGGCCACCUACCUUUUGCUCCUAACACGACCGAACGAUGCGAAAUCCAGAGUGUCUUCCAGUAUUUCCAGAAUAACAAAACGAAGUUGAACAAAUGCCUUACUACCUUAGGCUAUAAUUGUAGCGAUCCAAGCGUUCCUGACUUCAAAGCUGCUGACUUCCACGAUCACCUCUUGUUUUGCACGAGAUGUCCCUCGUGUUCAAUGGAUUCGCGACUCAAAGAACCCUGCAUCAGUGCGUUUGGAGGUGUUAUAAACCCUAAACUUGUAUUGGGUGGAUACCCGUACGAUGUAUACCAAAACGCUACAACCCUAAUGAUUUACUUUUCAGUAAAUAAUUACAAAGACGAAAGCAAGCUGGCAGAAGUAAUUACUUGGGAAAAGGCCUUCAAGGAGUUCAUGGCAGAUUAUGUAAAUAACACCGCGCACGCCAAUCUCACUAUUGCAUACUUUACACCAGAAUUGAGAUCUAAUGACGUUGAGGUCCAGUUUGACCUAAGGGCUUAGUCUAUUUCGUCAAUCGUUGCGCUAAUUACGAACAGGGCGAAGCUAUUUUCCUUGAAACCGAACGGUUAUAGUUUUGACUUUCCGCGCGUCUUACGUGACUUGACUUAAUCCGCUGCUCUACCUUAUGUAUGCAUUAGCUGGCUCUUUAUAGCUUGUAUCUUUGUAGCUGAUUAGUUGAUAUGGUGGUGUAGAGUAGUUUUUUUUUUGUCAACCAUGCUAAUCUUUAAGGUUUCCUUUAGAAGCUUUGAGUGAAACGACGGGGGUGGUCUUAGAGAAGUGAUCAACAAGUAUAUCUAUCCACCAAUUUCAAUACUGACAAUACCCAGCGAACAGUUUGUCUACACAAAACCGUUCAAAGUGUGGAUUGUUAACUUUCUGUUUCAAAAAGAUUUUCUGAACUCAAGUACAAACUAGAAAGAACAAUCGCCCAAGUUAUAGAAGUGUAUAAAUCGAAUGACCCUUAGUGUUUCAAAGUUAUAAAUGUCUAGAAAAUGGUUGAGUAAAAUCAGCGUUUAAUAGUGUUCA
Molecule: messenger RNA, 2077 nt
Organism: Pocillopora damicornis (cauliflower coral)
Lineage: Eukaryota; Metazoa; Cnidaria; Anthozoa; Scleractinia; Pocilloporidae
Product: NPC intracellular cholesterol transporter 1
Biological process (GO): sterol transport
Cellular component (GO): membrane
Molecular function (GO): sterol binding
Source: RefSeq, a predicted model, not a curated record